AUGGCAUCCCGAGAGAGGCUGUAUGAGCUUUGGAUGCUGUACUGCAGUAAGAAAGAUCCAGAUUACCUGAAGCUCUGGUUGGAUAGUUUUGUUUCUAGCUAUGAACAGUUUCUGGAUGUGGACUUUGAGAAGCUGCCAACUAGGGUGGAUGACAUUCCUCCAGGAAUAUCGCUGCUUCCUGAUAACAUUCUUCAGGUCCUCAGGCUCCAGCUGCUACAGUGUGUCCAGAAAAUGUCAGAUGGAUUAGAAGAGCAGCAACAGGCUCUGUCACUUUUACUUGUGAAAUUCUUUAUCAUCCUUUGCAGGAAUUUGGCUAACGUGGAAGAGAUUGGGAUGUGUUCAUAUGUUAACCAUGUUAUCACCAUGACUACGUUAUACAUUCAACAG
This is a messenger RNA of Antrostomus carolinensis (chuck-will's-widow), 387 nucleotides long. Its product is annotated as neurobeachin-like protein 1. The annotation marks the transcript as partial. The transcript is spliced from 4 exons. The record is from RefSeq and is a predicted model, not a curated record. Lineage: Eukaryota; Metazoa; Chordata; Aves; Caprimulgiformes; Caprimulgidae.